Molecule: messenger RNA, 882 nt
Organism: Capronia coronata CBS 617.96
Lineage: Eukaryota; Fungi; Ascomycota; Eurotiomycetes; Chaetothyriales; Herpotrichiellaceae
Exons: 1
Coding region: 1-882 (293 amino acids)
Source: RefSeq, a predicted model, not a curated record
AUGCCACCCUACCGCCCUAACCUGCCACCGCCUCCGGAGCCGACGCGGACAUACUUCGACCCAUUUAAUUCUUCGUCUACCGGCCACCAGCGCGCCGAGAAUCGGUUGUCAGGGAGCACAUCAUGGCGAGACUCGCGGUCGUACAAGCUUACUCACCAGUUUCGGGACUCAAGCGGCCGAGGUGGCGAUCGUCAUCUGUCUGACCUGGUGGGCGCCGGCAGCGAGAAGUUUGGCAAGGAUGGACGCAAGGAAAACGGAGGUUGGGAAGUGGGCGCCCCAGGUCUGCGUGAGAAGAGAUGGCAGGAUAUCAGAAGCCUCAUGGCUGGCAACCGUAAGCGGUCAUUUCGGAGUCUAGAGGAGGAAUCAGAUGUCCAAGCCAAGCGGCCAAAGUCGAGCGCAGGACCAGGGAGUGUUACCGAAAUCCGUGAUAUCGGGCAACUCAAGGAGUCGGUCGCCACGGCAGGUACUUCACAAGAGACUAAAGACACAACUUCAUCUACGGCACGAUAUCCUCAGAUUUUUCGAGACUUAAAUAUCUACCUGAACGGCUCGACUGCGCCAAUCAUCUCGGACCACAAGCUCAAACAUCUCUUUGCGCAACAUGGGGGCGGAUCUUCCAUUUCGCUGGGCCGUCGGACCGUUACACAUGUGAUAGUUGGGAACAACUGCGGCGGUGGUCUGGCGUCGGGCAAGAUCCAGAAGGAAGUUACCCUGGUUGGUGGCAAGGGGAUCAAAUAUGUCACGGUACACUGGAUCCUCGACAGCAUCGAAAAAGGCAUUCGGCAACCUGAAGCAAGGUACGCGCCAGCGAAUCUACAAGACAGGAUUGGCGGCAGUGGUCAGACGAGCGUGCGAGGCAUGUUCCAUUCGAAGAAAUCAUGA